Angiostrongylus costaricensis is the source of this 492-nucleotide messenger RNA. The record is from the annotation of a GenBank genome assembly. Lineage: Eukaryota; Metazoa; Nematoda; Chromadorea; Rhabditida; Metastrongylidae.
AUGCUUCGGUUAUUCGCUGCGAUCGUGCUGUUGAUCAGUUCCGUCGAAAUGCUGAAAUUGCACGAUGCGAUUUCGAAAUCGACGGUAGAAGUGAUACGUGGUGCACGUCGUGAGCAAACAGCUCGUAUGUGCACUUGCAAAGAGAUGUCGGAUUGUUUCGAUUCUGUUAGCCAACAAGUUUUCGACUGUCUGGCGCCAUGUUCUAACGAAAUAAGCAAGUACUUGUCGGUCCAACAUCCGGACAAACUCCGUGUCUGUUUUGAUAAGCCUCGUGGUUUUGUUGGCAACAUGGUCACCUGCUUUCGUAUAAACGUUAAAGCAUGUGUAAACAAUGAAGAGCAAGCGAGGCAAAGACAAGCGAAGACCUACGAUUACCAGGUCAUAGUUAGACGCUUAGAAGGCGUCAUCACCAAGCAGAUUCAGAUGUUCCUCAAUGCAAUUGGCACAAGCAACAUCAAGGUAACUCGCUUAAACGUUGAUAUAAAAGUUUGA